AUGAACGACUUGGAAGAUUCAAAACCGCCACAUAUAAUAUUCAUAAUGGCUGACGAUUUGGGUUGGAACGAUGUUGGUUAUCACGGAUCGGAUGAGAUACCCACUCCGAAUAUCGACGCCCUUGCCUACAACGGAAUAAUUCUCAACAGGUAUUACGUUUUACCCGUGUGCACACCGUCGAGAAGCGCUCUCAUGACCGGAAGACAUCCAAUACACAACGGUAUGCAACAUAGAGUGCUCUUCGGUGUCGAAACGAGAGGAUUACCACUCACCGAAAAACUCCUACCGGAAUAUUUGCAAAAAUUGGGAUAUUCAACUCACAUCGUCGGCAAAUGGCAUUUGGGAUUUUACAAAAAGGAAUACACUCCCCUGUACAGAGGAUUCGAAUCCCACAUCGGAUUUUGGACGGGUCAUCAGGAUUACUACGAUCACACGGCAGAAGAAGAAAGACUUUGGGGUUUGGAUAUGAGACACGGUAUGAAACCCGCUUGGUACCUACACGGCGAGUACUCCACUCACGUAUACACGAGAGAAUCUGUUAAAAUAAUCAAAAAUUACAAUUCGACGAAACCUUUAUUCCUAUACGUCGCACACGCUGCCGUGCACAGCGGAAAUAAAUACAAUCCACUUCCGGCUCCGGAUAAAACCGUUGACAAACUCGAUCACAUUCAAAAUUACAACAGGAGACGAUACGCCGCUAUGGUCAGCGAGUUGGACACGUCCGUCGGCAACAUAAUAUCCGCUUUGAAAGAUGCCAAUAUGUUAUCCAAUUCCAUUGUCAUAUUCAGCACGGACAAUGGCGGUCCCGCAAACGGUUUAAAUUAUAAUUACGCUUCCAAUUGGCCCAUGAGAGGAGUUAAAAAUACACUUUGGGAGGGUGGUGUCAGAGGAGUCGGCGUCGUGUGGAGCUCCAAAUUCAAACCGAAUUCCGGCGGAAGAGUAAGUAAUCGAAUGAUGCACAUUUGCGAUUGGUUACCCACUCUAUAUGCUGCUGCCGGAGGUGACGUCAGAGAUUUAGGCGAGAAUUUGGACGGUUACAAUAUGUGGAACUCAUUGCUCGAUGACCUUCCCUCGCCGAGAAACGAAAUCCUUCACAACAUUGACGACAUUUUUGGAAAUUCCGCUCUGACAAUGUCGCAAUGGAAAUUGGUCAAAGGUACGACGUACAACGGUUUCUACGACAGUUGGUUCGGACCCACGGGACGUAAUCCCGGUUAUUUUUACAACAUCGGACAAGUUUUGUCGUCUUUGUCGAACAAAGCGUUGUCGACGUUACAAACCGUUCCGUUGAAUCCGGAAUCGAUACGACGAAUAAGAGAAGAAGCAACCAUCGAUUGCGGCAAUCACCAAUUGAUAUCAUCCGAAUCCAGGUUUUCAAAUUGUAAUCCGUUAAAAGAAUCCUGUUUGUUCAACGUCGACGAGGAUCCUUGCGAAAUCGAUAACGUCGCCAAAAGUUUUCCACAAGUCGUCAAAGAAAUGGAGGAAAGAUUAUUGUACUGGAAUAGCACGGCGGUAAAACCUGCCAAAGUUAUAAACGAUCUACGUGGAAAUCCAAAAUUUUGGGGAUACGUUUGGACAAAUUUCGGGGAUUACAACUCUUAG
This is a messenger RNA of Pediculus humanus corporis (human body louse), 1602 nucleotides long. RefSeq names its product arylsulfatase J precursor, putative. The record is from RefSeq and is a predicted model, not a curated record. The coding region runs from base 1 to 1602 and encodes 533 amino acids. Lineage: Eukaryota; Metazoa; Arthropoda; Insecta; Psocodea; Pediculidae. The transcript has 7 exons.